ACAAAUCAAAUGCAUUUCAUUUCGCUAUUCAUUAAUCAUUGCUUUCAUUGAAUUCAGUGUUUAAUUACAAAUGAUUUGAUUCAUUGAGACAUCGAUUCCGGUUGUCUUCGAGACCACCAGUUCUUGGGCUCAGAUAUGAUGUCUAAGAGGGGACACAAUAUGCCAUCGAUUGUGGACUCAAUGCGCACUUCGGGAGCGUUGAGACCAAGCGAUCGGUCGGCCAUCUGUUCGGCUCUCAAACGGGAAUACGUUUUAAUGGAUUUAUUGCCAAACGAGUCGUUUAUGAGUCAUAUAUUCAUCGGUUUCACCCAAAAUGGUCAGCACUUCCUGAGCUAUUCCAAGUCGGAUGAGUCCAAUCAGAUUCAGUUGCAUAUAUUCCGGUUCAACGGCGGCCGACCUCUGGAUCUGGUGGCGAGUCAUGUCAUAUAUACCGGCAAUUGGUUUCAUUCGACUGAAUUCGCCGAUUCCCGGCUCUUCGAAGGCGUCUAUUGCUAUCAAUGGUCUUCGGAUGACAAUUAUCUUCUGACAGUCGUUGCGCCACAAUAUCCCAACUCUAAGCUCAUUGACGUCACACUUAUCCGCAUCGAUAGGUUUGGCUCAUAUGUGGUGAGUCCGGGCUCUCAGACCUUCAACUGCAACGGUUUCGGACGUAUUCCCGACUUUUGCGACGACAAAUCACUCAACGAGUCCACUAUUGAGGAACUCUUGUACCCAAAGAUAAUAUUAAGUCAGCCGAAGAUCUGUGCGCUGAUCACCGACAGUGAGAUUGUGUUUUUUGAGAUCAAAGAGCAGUCCAACUAUCGGACAGGUCUUCUGGACGCUCGCUUUGAGUGCAAACUCCUUGACGUCGAGUCCCAUAUAUUCGGUGAUGUCUUCAGCAAACACUUGACAAAUCUGUUCAGUUAUGUCUCGGAAUACGAGCUCUUAGUCUAUGAUAUAAAUUUAUUCUCGCAGAACAACGAACAAGAAGUGCAUAAAUCCUAUUAUUCACAAUUGGUUGAUAUGAUUAGAUCUAAUCGUCUCAACACUUACUACUCGAUCAACAACUUGUCUUUGACUGAAACCCACAAGUCUUUGACACGACUUCACUCACCCGCCGAUGCCUUCACUAUAAGUCUUAACUAA
This is a messenger RNA of Medioppia subpectinata, 1125 nucleotides long. The record is from the annotation of a GenBank genome assembly. Lineage: Eukaryota; Metazoa; Arthropoda; Arachnida; Sarcoptiformes; Oppiidae.